GAUUUGAGGAUCCUUCUGUAAACGCUCACCGCGUGAUCUGGCAGCCUGUUUCUGAAUGAUGAUAUUCAGGAAAGAAAAAAAAAACAGGAACCGUGUGGAUAACUGACCGAGGGGCCGCCUCUCAUUAUAACUGGAAGAAAAUCCACACAGUCGAUCUUCUGAUGGGUUGAUUUCUCCCUUUCAGCUUUUCCCCCCCGAUCUCAUUAUUUCCUUACAUGAGGAGGCACUUUGCAGAUUAUUUUUUUAGCCCAGUAAUUCAUUGUUGAGUCGGAGGCGGCUGGCUGUCCUGAUGAACUGUCGGCAGAGGAGGGAGGAGGAAACCGAAGAGAGGAAGGAAACGAGGAUAACGUCACGAAAAGCAGAGUCGGAGUAAAACGGACUCUAUAGUAUUUAAUGGACAAUCCUUGAUGCGGGGCCGGGGACCGAGCUGCGGCUAAUUGUGUUUUGUUUACGCCGGAGAGUGGACGAGAGAUGUUUUUGUUAACUUGUCGGGCGUGAAUAAGGCCGAAAGCAUUUCGGGAGAGGAAACGGCAACACAACAGCAGCAGCAGCAGCAGAGGCAGCAGUAGCAGCACAAGCAGAUUUCAUCUUUUUUUUCAGGAGCUCUACUAAAGCAGAGAAAUGGAAAUGUGUGUAUCCCUCCUCCUCCUCCUCCGUUUGCCUGUUUACUGAAGGAUUUUUUGGAAACAGCCUAAUAAUCGUGACACACGGAGCUUAUUUAAGUGGAUCUCCUCUGCAGCUUUUUUUUUUUUUUUAAUGACUGAAAAAGACAUCUAGUCCAAUCCUCCACGGGAUUUUGGGGGACGUUGCUUUCAGGGCUUUUUUCCCCUUUCUUUCCCUCUUUUGGUUCGGCAGAAAAAUAGCAGCAAAAUCAUCGGGAGAAUUAACAGGUGACAGCUUGGACAAAUCCAAAAUGAGUGAGCUGGAGCAGCUUCGUCAGGAGGCCGAGCAGCUUAGGAACCAGAUAAGAGAUGCCAGGAAAGCAUGUGGAGAUUCUACCCUGACACAGAUAACUGCUGGUCUGGAUCCUGUGGGGCGGAUUCAGAUGCGGACGAGACGCACCCUCCGUGGCCACCUGGCCAAGAUCUACGCCAUGCACUGGGGUUCAGACUCAAGGCUUCUAGUUAGUGCCUCUCAAGAUGGAAAACUGAUCAUCUGGGACAGCUACACCACUAACAAGAUACAUGCCAUACCCCUGCGCUCCUCCUGGGUGAUGACCUGUGCGUACGCCCCCUCUGGGAACUACGUGGCCUGCGGAGGCCUGGACAACAUCUGCUCCAUCUACUGCUUGAAGACGCGCGAGGGCAACGUGAGAGUUAGCAGGGAACUACCUGGCCAUACAGGUUACCUGUCAUGUUGCCGUUUCAUUGACGACAAUCAAAUCAUCACGAGUUCAGGAGACACCACAUGUGCACUGUGGGACAUAGAGACAAGUCAGCAGACCACGGUUUUCUCGGGCCACAGCGGUGACGUCAUGAGCCUGUCCCUGUCGCCCGACCUUCGCACCUUUGUGUCGGGAGCCUGCGAUGCCUCUGUCAAACUGUGGGACAUCAGGGACAGCAUGUGCCGGCAGACCUUCACGGGCCACGAGUCGGACAUCAACGCCAUCUGUUUCUUUCCCAACGGCAGCGCCUUCGCCACAGGCUCCGAUGAUGCCACCUGCAGGCUGUUUGACCUGCGUGCAGACCAGGAGCUCAGCCUCUACUGCCAUGACAACAUCAUCUGUGGCAUCACCUCCGUGGCUUUCUCGCGCUCCGGCCGUUUGCUGCUGGCUGGUUACGACGACUUCAACUGCAACAUCUGGGACGCCAUGAAGGGAGACCGAGCAGGAGUCCUGGCUGGCCAUGACAAUCGUGUGAGCUGUCUGGGCGUGACGGAUGACGGCAUGGCGGUGUGCACCGGGUCCUGGGACAGCUUCCUUAAGAUCUGGAACUGAGCCACGCACACAGAAACAGCAGACACACCCACACACGUCCGACAGACAGACACCGCUGGGACACACGGUUUGCACCCUGUAUUCACACUGUAUGUAAGAUUCAACAGACAAACUGCAACAUUGUACUGUACAUAAUAUAUAUGACUUAGUUAUGAGUUGACAUACACACACACACACUCACACACACACACUCACUUACUUUAUGCAGGUCAAGAUGACACGACACCUGAACACACGCCCCCACUACCUACAGUUGAUUUAAGUGCACAGCAGCAAGGCUACAGUAACACACACACACACACACACACACACACAUACAUAUAUAUAUAAAAUCUGUAAAAUGUCAAAAUGUGACCAAAUACAGUUGAAUCUUGCUCAAAUAAAGACACAAUUACCACUAUUACCUGAAGCCUUUUAACACGUCUAACACGCUCAUUCACACACACACACACACACACACACACACUUUUUCCUGAGAGACACUGUUCCUUGACUUAAACAGGAGAAGAAGUAAUUGGACAAUUCUGUCUUUGUUUACAAUGAAGUCAAAAACGCACUUCAGACUAAUUUUUCUGUACUAUUUUUGUCUCUGUACCACACGUAUCUCAGCCAAUGGUGAUAUGAAGGAAAAAAACGGUCGUGGGAGAGAAUCAUGUGAGUCCAUUAAUACUUAAAAUAAAUAAAUGGAACACAGGCAGACAGACAGGAUGGACCGGUGAUCAAGAGAGUUCAAGAGAGAUAUCAGCUCUUAUUUUCAUCUGGCUCAAAACAUCACGUAGUCACUGUUUUUAUAGAAUUGUACCCCCGCAUACAGUACAUCUCUUCUGAAGUUUUAUUUCAUUCUUCUUCUUCUUCUUCUUCUUUUUUUUAACAAUUAUUUUAUUCAUGUUCUCCCUGUGUGCCUCAGAUACACUUUAAGGAUUAUUAAUAGAGAAUAUUGAUACAGUUAAAUUAACUCAAAAAGACCUGAGAUUCAGAAGGUGGGUGGGAAAAAAAAACAUUAUAAGACAUCUUAAAAGCAGGAGCCAGUAUUCAUACUUUGACUCUGUCAAUGUAUUAUCUGGACAUUAUGAUGGUAUAAUUGUACAUAAUAUUAAUAAAUAAUAGCCUCUCCUGCCA
Messenger RNA from Lates calcarifer (barramundi perch), 3055 nucleotides. RefSeq names its product guanine nucleotide binding protein (G protein), beta polypeptide 2 (gene gnb2). Gene Ontology annotation, biological process: G protein-coupled receptor signaling pathway. Gene Ontology annotation, cellular component: cytoplasm; heterotrimeric G-protein complex. The record is from RefSeq and is a predicted model, not a curated record. The transcript is spliced from 10 exons. NCBI's taxonomy places the organism in Eukaryota, Metazoa, Chordata, Actinopteri, Centropomidae. The coding region runs from base 914 to 1936 and encodes 340 amino acids. Gene Ontology annotation, molecular function: signaling receptor complex adaptor activity; protein binding.